AUGUCGAGCCCAACUAAGGUCUACCUGCCUCCAGACCUGCCGUAUCCCAUCAAAGUCUCGUCACUGGACGUCAAACCGUCCGCAUCAGUCCAGCGUGGUGUACGGCUACUCAGCUACUCCUUCAAAUAUCAACCCACAACUCCCGGGUCACGCUCGGAAUUUCGCUUCGGAACAUGGGACUGUUCCCUUGAAGGCAUUGUUGAUGCUUGGAAAAUUCGAGUGGGGGAAGUGAUCACCCUUCAGCGAGCCAAAGAGCCUGUCAUCACCAUCAUCGAGCCCUGCAAGCACGGGAUCCAGGUUGGAGGCCUAUGUGGGCUAUGCGGGAAGGACAUGACAGUUUAUGACUACACAGGUUUCUCUGAUGCGUCGCGUGCAUCCAUUCAGAUGACCCACUCCGCCUUCGGGCCUACCGUAUCCUUGGAAGAGGCACAGAGAAUCGAACAGGAGACUGCAGAACGUCUACUGAAAUUCCGGAAAUUGUCUCUAAUAGUCGAUUUAGACCAAACUAUCGUUCAUGCCACAGUGGAUCCCACAGUUGGCGAGUGGAUUGCAGAGGGCGAGGCUUGGGAAGCUGGACAGGCUAAGAAGACAACUUCAGCUUCCACAUCAAUUGACUCGGAUUCUGACACAGAUGACGCAGAGGACGAGUGUAAUCCGAAUUGGGACGCACUCAAGGACGUGCGUAGGUUCCGACUCGGCCCUGAAGCUUUGGGUAUUCCUCGACGUAGUGGUCCAACAAGGGCCGAGGGAAAACAAAAACAUAUUGAAAACCAAGGCUGUAUGUACUACAUUAAACCUCGUCCAGGUUGGCAGGACUUCCUCAAACGGCUAUCUUACAAGUACGAGAUGCAUGUCUAUACUAUGGGCACUCGAGCAUAUGCCGAGGAGGUCUGUGCGGCCAUAGAUCCAGAUGGUAAGGUAUUUGGCGGCCGUAUCCUGAGUAGAGACGAAAGCGGAAGUCUCACGGAGAAAAAUCUUCAGCGCUUGUUUCCAUGCGACACUUCUAUGGUAGUCGUCAUCGACGACCGAGCUGACGUAUGGAAAUGGAGCCCCAACCUGAUCAAAGUGAUACCUUAUGAUUUCUUUGUCGGGAUCGGGGACAUUAAUUCCACAUUUCUUCCAAAAGUGGAUUCUCUCGGCUAUGACCAGAAUUCUCAGAACAAAACUGCCAUUCCUCCAGCCGUCGGCGAAUCUGUCGUACCAACAGCGUCUCUAUCACCUCUUUCUGAGCCUGAAGAGAAAGAGCGAGCAGAGAGCGAAUCUAAGGCCAUGUUGACGCAAAAUUCUCUUGCUCUGGAAGCACAGGUGGAAGAACGACCAUUGGCAAAAAAACAGGAGGAGUUACAGACGAGUUCUAAUGAAGCCAGCAGCUCAGGCAGUCAGAAUGCUCCUUCAGAAUCACUAAGCACAGCUGCGUCACAGCGUUUAAAGGGUGUACCACCGCGAAAAGCACUACUAAAGAAUGAUGAUGUCGAAUUAAAGCGUGUUGGUGAUCUGCUGGAAGGUGUCCACCGAUGGUUCUACACUGCGUAUGAUAACUAUUCUGCGGAGGAACGCAAGAAUAAGCGCACAUUGGCGCCCACCGGAACCUCAUCCGCCAAGCCAUAUGAUGUUACGCGAACCCUGGAAGGCGUGCACAUUCUGUUUUCUAGUGUGAUACCACUGGAUACACAGCCAGACACAACGGAGGUAUGGAAAGUCGCAUGCAUGUUUGGCGCCAGGUGUUAUCAAGAACUUUCCCCCCGCGUAACGCAUGUCGUUGCUGCCAAGCACGGAACUGCGAAGGUUGAUGCAGCGAGAAAAAGAGGAGGUGUUAAGAUUGUAUGGUUGUCCUGGUUUACCGAUUCGGUAGCGCUUUGGCAGCGACAAGAUGAAACACCAUAUCUUCUUGACGCUCCUACACCCUCAGCUGCAAGUCUAAGUCCCAAUCUCGACCCUAAUCAGAUAUCGUCUGAUCCGGAGCCAGACGCCGAUGACUGGGAUGUCGUACCGGUUGCUGAAAACCCAGCGCUCGAGCUUGACAGUAUCGAUUGGAACGAUGUCAACGCCGAGGUGGAAGCAGCUAUGAAUGAAAGCGAUGAUGAUGACGAUGUAGCAAGUGAGCGCGGUAGUCUGAAGAGUGGCAUGGCGACGGAUGACGAGAUGGCGACUGAUGAUUCGCGUAGUCGGAUCAGCAGUACGAAUUCCUCACCACGGCUCAAGCGUAAACGCCUCCGCAGUGUCACACCGUCAGACAGCGGCAAUGGGCCAGCUGAUCAACAAGACCUCCUGCGGUCCCCGCUUUCCAAGCGGAAGAAACUUGUAGCGAGUCGGACUGGGGCAUCUAGACUGAAGGAGGCAUUCACCGCUGAGCAGAUUGCUGAGGCUACGCGAGGAAGGAGCCGCAGCAAUAGCCUUCAACUACCACUGCCUUCGUCAGGUAUUCCGAGUCCAGCGGAUGAGGACGAUGAAGAUGAAGAGGAUGAUUUCCUGGCCCGAGAAUUAGGGGAAGAUUGGGGAUAG
Messenger RNA from Pisolithus orientalis, 2502 nucleotides. RefSeq lists its product as uncharacterized. Gene Ontology annotation, cellular component: nucleus. Lineage: Eukaryota; Fungi; Basidiomycota; Agaricomycetes; Boletales; Pisolithaceae. The record is from RefSeq and is a predicted model, not a curated record. Bases 1 to 2502 code for a protein of 833 amino acids. Gene Ontology annotation, molecular function: RNA polymerase II CTD heptapeptide repeat phosphatase activity. The transcript has 10 exons.